Molecule: messenger RNA, 804 nt
Organism: Arctia plantaginis
Lineage: Eukaryota; Metazoa; Arthropoda; Insecta; Lepidoptera; Erebidae
Source: the annotation of a GenBank genome assembly
AUGUUGUCUCGAUUUCACCAUUACCACGGUUCUAAUAUUAUUUUAUUUGAGGAUAAUACGGUAGCAUUUAGAAAAGCAAGCUUCGCCCAUGGAUUAACAUUCAGCGAGAAACCUUUGCUGCCCGGGGAAAUAUUUUUAGUAGAAAUAGAAAAAACUGAGCGCGGUUGGAGUGGUCAUAUGAGACUAGGAUUGACUCUGCUCGAUCCUCAGACAUCUGCUCUGGGCAAUAAAGGCUUACCUCAGUAUGCACUCCCUGACCUCGCUAAUACUGGCAUGUCAUGGAUCUUCCCUAUUUCUAAGUCACAAAACAAUGUUUUAGUAGAACUUGUUAAUCAAGUGGCUAGUGGACGACGCGAGAACGAGCCGCGGGUGUCAGUGCUGGGGGACGGGCAUGUAGUGAAAACUCCCCGCGGUUAUAUAUCUAAAAUGGUGCUCAGACCUCAGACUUUAUCACAAAACGGAACUCCUAUAGGCAUAUUACCAAUGGAUGCUGGUAGCCGCAUUGGUGUUAUGUUUGUACCAUGUACAAAGGUUAAUAAAGAUGACCAAGACAUGGCUGAAAUGCAUUUUAUAAUAAAUGGUGAAGAUCAGGGGCCUUGCACUAAAGCUAUUCCUUACACAAGAGGACCAUUGCAUGCUGUUGUUGAUGUCUAUGGUACCACAAAGCAAGUUAAAAUUGUUCAACUAUAUGGAGUGAAAACGCUACAGAGUAUAUGCCGAGAUGCAAUAUUGCAGUAUUCGAAUAAUGGCUCAAUAAAGUCAUUACCUUUGCCAAAGUGCUUAAAAGACUUUUUACUUUCAUAA